AUGCUUAUAAGUGAUGACCAGUUUGAAAACGUGGAAUUUCGUACUGUCGGACAACUGAACUUGAUACGUGGAUUUUCUGCUUUUCAGUUUGUGCCAGGCACCGACGACUCUCUGAUAUUGGCUCUGAAAUCUGAAGAAGAUGGCGGUCGUAUUUCAUCUUACGUUACGGUCUUUCACGUAAACGGUAAUUUGAUUUUGGACGAUGAAAGAAUAAGUGAUGAAUUCAAAUUCGAGGGAAUCGAAUUCAUAUAA
This is a messenger RNA of Soboliphyme baturini, 252 nucleotides long. NCBI's taxonomy places the organism in Eukaryota, Metazoa, Nematoda, Enoplea, Dioctophymatida, Soboliphymatidae. The record is from the annotation of a GenBank genome assembly.